AUGUCCAGCCCAAGAAAGAGACAAGCCGAUGACGAAGAUUCGGCUUCUGAGAGAUCACCUCCCUCGUUGGCCUCGUCGCCACAAUUGCCUCCUUCAUCGCCAGCGAUUCCCUUUGAGGAUGAAGAGGAAGAGAUCCACAAUGAUAUUACCGACUUGAACCCUUCUGACGAAGAAGAAGGCGAGGAUUUAAUGGAGAACUUGCAAAAUGACUACCGCAAAAAUGAGGCCCAAGACCACUAUAACUUGGGAGAUGGCAAUAUCGACGAUGAGGAGUACGAAGAGUUGGACGCUGCCGAAAGAAGAAGAAUUGACGAGCAAUUGAAUCGCCGUGACGAGUUGCUUGGCAUGAACAAAGAUACACGCGCGAGAAGUCAAGCGUUUCUCGAUGACGAUGAUGAUGAGGGAGAGGCCGACGUCAACGAAUACGGCUUGCCUAUCCAAAGAAGAAGACGUAGAAGACAGUAUGACGACCAAGAUGACUUCUUGAAUGAUGUGGACAUUGACCCUUUCCAGGAAGAGUUGUCCCUUGAGUCAUUGGCGGAUGUCAAGGCGCCCUCCAUCACAGAGUGGAUUUUGCAGCCUGCGGUCUCGCGUUCGAUUGCAAGAGAGUUGAAGUCUUUCCUUUUGGAAUACACCGACGAGAGGGGCCGUUCCGUGUAUGGUGCUCGUAUUCGUACUUUGGGUGAGGUCAAUGCCGAGUCCUUGGAUGUUUCUUAUAACCACUUGGCAGACUCGAAGGCCAUUUUGGCGCUCUUCUUGGCCACUUCUCCAACAGAAAUGUUGAAGAUCUUCGAUAUCGUGGCUAUUGAAGCUACUGAGUUGCACUACCCUAACUACUCCCAAAUUCACUCAGAGAUUCACGUAAGAAUCUCAAACUUUCCCAACGCUUUGUCAUUGAGAGAUCUUCGGGAGAAGAACUUAAAUCAGCUCGUGAAGAUCUCAGGAGUGGUGACAAGAAGAACCGGUGUUUUCCCACAACUCAAAUACGUCAAGUUCAACUGUCUCAAGUGCGGUCAGCUCCUUGGUCCUUACAUUCAAGACUCCAAGCAAGAAGUGAAAGUGAACUUCUGUACCAACUGCAGUAGUAAAGGUCCCUUCAAGAUGAAUUCUGAAAAGACUAUAUACAAUAACUACCAGAGAAUCACAUUGCAAGAAGCACCUGGCACCGUUCCUGCUGGUCGUUUGCCACGUCACAGAGAGGUGAUUUUGGUGGCAGACUUGGUUGAUAUUGCCAAACCUGGUGAAGAGGUCGAAGUUGUCGGUAUCUACAAGAACAAUUACGAUGGUGGCCUCAACGCUAAGAAUGGCUUCCCCGUUUUUGCUACGAUUGUCGAAGCAAAUUCAAUAAAGAGAAAGGAGACAAGCACCUCAUUGAACAACGACAGUGGCGCUUCUUCUUGGGUAGAAGAAGACGAGAGAGAGUUCCGCAGACUUUCUCGUGAGAGAGGUAUCAUAGACAAAAUUAUUGGCUCGAUGGCUCCAUCGAUUUACGGCCAUCGUGACAUCAAGACAGCAAUUGCUUGUUCGCUAUUUGGCGGUGUUGCGAAAGAUAUCGAUGGGAAGCACUCUAUCCGUGGUGAUAUAAAUGUUCUUUUAUUGGGUGACCCGGGUACGGCAAAGUCCCAGAUCUUGAAGUAUGCUGAAAAGACGGCUAACAGAGCAGUAUUUGCUACCGGACAAGGUGCCUCCGCCGUCGGUUUGACAGCUUCCGUGAGAAAGGAUCCAAUCACCCGAGAAUGGACUUUGGAAGGUGGUGCUCUUGUUCUUGCUGAUAAAGGUACUUGUCUUAUCGAUGAGUUUGAUAAGAUGAAUGAUCAGGACCGUACUUCCAUCCACGAAGCCAUGGAGCAGCAGUCGAUCUCUGUUUCUAAAGCUGGUAUUAUUACUUCAUUGCAAGCUCGUUGUGCAAUUAUUGCUGCUGCUAACCCUACCGGUGGUAAAUACAACUCAACCCUCCCGCUUUCACAGAAUGUCAAUCUCACGGAGCCAAUAUUGUCCAGGUUUGACAUCCUAUGUGUUGUCAGAGAUUUGGUUAAUCCAGAGCUGGAUGAGCGUCUUGCAUCCUUCGUCAUUGACUCCCAUAUGCGCUCUCAUCCAUCUAAUGAUGAGGAUGUCUUAGAUGACAAUGAGGAUGCUAUGGAUGAUGGUAUGAGUCGCCGUGAGAAGAUCACUCAAAGCAAUGAACAGCGAGAAAGUGAAAUCUCCCCAAUUCCUCAAGAAACAUUGGCUAAGUAUAUCAGGUAUGCCAGGGCCAAAGUGUCACCUAAGUUGCAUCAAAUGGAUAUGGAUAAAGUGGCAUUGGUGUACGCUGAUUUGAGAAGGGAAUCGAUCUCGACUGGCUCAUUCCCAAUUACCGUACGUCACUUGGAAAGUAUAAUCAGAAUUGCCGAAGCGUUUGCAAGGAUGAGACUCAGUGAUUUUGUAAGUCAAGGUGAUUUGAACAGAGCGAUCAAGGUCAGCAUUGACAGUUUUGUUGGAGCACAAAAGAUCACAGUAAGAAGACAGCUCCAAAAGUCAUUCAUGAAGUACACGUUGCCCAGCUGGCGUUAG
Candidozyma auris is the source of this 2550-nucleotide messenger RNA. It is a transcript of the gene MCM2, whose product is annotated as MCM DNA helicase complex subunit MCM2. Gene Ontology annotation, cellular component: MCM complex; nucleus. The record is from RefSeq and is a predicted model, not a curated record. Lineage: Eukaryota; Fungi; Ascomycota; Pichiomycetes; Serinales; Metschnikowiaceae. Bases 1 to 2550 code for a protein of 849 amino acids. Gene Ontology annotation, biological process: DNA replication; mitotic DNA replication initiation; double-strand break repair via break-induced replication. Gene Ontology annotation, molecular function: ATP binding; single-stranded DNA binding; single-stranded DNA helicase activity. The transcript has a single exon.